This is a messenger RNA of Vigna unguiculata (cowpea), 1213 nucleotides long. Its product is annotated as zinc finger AN1 and C2H2 domain-containing stress-associated protein 13-like. Gene Ontology annotation, cellular component: cytoplasm. The record is from RefSeq and is a predicted model, not a curated record. NCBI's taxonomy places the organism in Eukaryota, Viridiplantae, Streptophyta, Magnoliopsida, Fabales, Fabaceae. Gene Ontology annotation, molecular function: zinc ion binding.
GAGACGAUUCCCUCCUUUUCCUGGAUUUCUGGGAAGGAGAGAGGGGCAGAGAGGGAGAAAAUUCGUUUUCUCUCCUCUGCGUUGGGUAAAUCUUAAUUCCGAUGGGGACUCCGGAAUUUCCAAAUCUCGGCAAGCAUUGUUCUGUUUCCGAUUGCAGGCAACUUGAUUUCUUGCCCUUCACAUGCGAUCGCUGUAAUCAGAUAUUUUGUUUGGAGCACCGAGGUUAUAUUGAGCACAAGUGCACAAAGCCCAACAAAGACGAUGUCAAAGUUGUCAUAUGUCCCCUCUGCGCAAAAGGAGUUCGCCUCAUUCCAGAUCAAGAUCCCAACAUAGCUUGGGACCAUCAUGUUAACAUUGAUUGUGAUCCAUCAAAUUACCAGAAAGUGACAAAGAAGAGAAAAUGCCCUGCCCCUGGAUGCAGAGAGGUAUUGGUUUUCUCCAACACAAUCAAGUGCAGGGAUUGCUUGGAAGACCAUUGUUUGAAGCACCGCUUUGGCUCUGAUCACAAAUGUUCUGGUCCCAAAAAGUUAGAGACAAGUUAUUCAUUCAUGGGUUUAUUUACUACGACUAAAAGAGAGGAGCCAAAACCCAAUUUAACUUCCACAGCAUCAUCUAAAUGGACUUCAAGCUUUCUCAGUGUGGCUUCUAACAUUCGUGCCUCGGCUGAAGCGAGCAUGUCAAAAUUGAGCAAUGAAAUUAACCAAGUUUGGCUGGCAGCAAGGGAUGGUGCGGGACCGAACAGUGGCAGUGGAAAUAAAAAUGAUCUUCAAGAGGAAACUUGCCCUCAAUGUGGUGUAAAGUUUUCCUCUGCGAUUUCUUUGGUGGAUCAUGUGCAAAAAGUUCAUGAAAGCAAUGGGAAACCAUUAGGGGUUAAGAAGAUUGAUGCGUGCCCCAAGUGUAGUAGAGGGUUUGUUGACCCGGUAUCCCUAGUGGAACAUAUUGAGAAGGAUCAUGGUGGUUCUGCAGCAUAGAAAAUUCAAGUUUUUUAAUGAAUUUUCUUUUUAUACAUAUUAUUCGAUCAUCAUUUUGUUCUGUUUUAUAGCAGAAGAAUGUGAAGAUGAGGCUAGGUUUGUUCCCAAUGCUCUUGUAGUUAUGUCAUUAUUUAAUGGCUAGAUCACUGUGUCAUUUCUUCAAACAUUAUACUUUCAUGUUUAGAAUCAAUCCCAUGGCUUCACUUGGGCCUGUUUCCUGAUCACGUGUUCUGCUAGAAUCA